UAUAAACUUGGCCGCUGAUAAUCUCUUACCGGGUGUUAUCAACGACAUUUGUAACGAAUGUUCGUUCCUUAUUCGAGCAAUGUCAUCAGAUUUAGAUUUUUCCUGGGAUUAAUUUCUUUUUUUUCUUUUGUGCGUGAGUGUUUUAUAUGAAAAUAUGGGUCAGCGAGUUUCGAGAAUAGAUUUCGAGUGGGUUUAUACGGAGGAACCGCAUGCCACGCGGCGGAAAAUAAUUCUUGAAAAAUAUCCACAAAUUAAGAAAUUAUUUGGAUAUGAUCCAAAUUUCAAAUGGAUAGUCACUUGUAUGGUAUUAAUACAAUUUCUAUCUUUCUUUAUAGUCAAGGAUUUGAGUUAUCCAAAACUUUUGAUAUUAGCAUAUUGUUUUGGUGGUGUGAUAAAUCAUUCCCUUAUGCUUGCCGUACAUGAGAUAGCUCAUAAUCUUGCCUUUGGACAUGCCAGACCUAUGGCUAAUCGACUGUUUGGUCUUUUUGCAAAUUUGCCAAUAGGAGUACCAAUGUCUAUUAGUUUUAAGAAAUAUCACCUUGAACACCAUCGUUAUCAAGGAAAUGAGAAAUUAGAUACAGAUUUACCGACGUUAUUAGAGGCAAAGUUAUUUUGUACAACUUUUGGGAAAUUUUGUUGGCUAUUGUUACAACCAUUUUUUUAUUCUUUCCGUCCUCUCAUAACAUAUCCAAAAGUACCAACUCCUUUAGAAUAUAUUAAUCUUGUGAUACAGUUAAUAUUUGAUGGCUAUGUGUGGUACUAUUUUGGUGGCAAAGUAUUAUUUUACCUGCUCAUUGGUUCGCUUCUUGCAAUGGGAUUACAUCCUGUUGCAGGACAUUUCAUAUCUGAGCAUUAUAUGUAUAAGAAAGGUUUUGAGACAUAUAGUUAUUAUGGUCCUCUAAACUUCAUCACUUUCAAUGUUGGCUAUCAUAAUGAGCACCAUGACUUUCCCGCAGUGCCUGGUUCUAGAUUACCAGAGGUGAAACGUAUAGCUGCCGAAUUUUAUGAUAACUUGCCACAGCAUAAUUCGUGGGUAUCAGUUUUGUACGACUUUGUAAUGGAUCCUGAAAUUGGACCAUACGCGAGAAUAAAAAGGAAACAUCGAGGAUUAGAUCAAUAGAUAUUACAAUUUUUUUAAAACUCGGAUGCAUUUGUGAUGUAUUAAUUUUCUUGUGCUUUCGUUCAAAAACACAGUUUAUGAUAUGUGAUACUCAUGUGACACAUGAGUUCUUUUAAGAACAAACUGUAUAAUUAUUCAUAAAUUAAAAAAUGUUUAAAAUA
Harpegnathos saltator (Jerdon's jumping ant) is the source of this 1281-nucleotide messenger RNA. RefSeq names its product sphingolipid delta(4)-desaturase DES1. The coding region runs from base 155 to 1120 and encodes 321 amino acids. Gene Ontology annotation, biological process: ceramide biosynthetic process. The transcript is spliced from 6 exons. Gene Ontology annotation, cellular component: membrane. NCBI's taxonomy places the organism in Eukaryota, Metazoa, Arthropoda, Insecta, Hymenoptera, Formicidae. Gene Ontology annotation, molecular function: sphingolipid delta-4 desaturase activity. The record is from RefSeq and is a predicted model, not a curated record.